UGCUGAAUAAGGAACACAAACUUGAUGGGAGAGUUAUUGAUCCCAAGAAAGCCCAGGCUAUGAAGGGUAAGGAACAAAUUAAGAAGAUCUUUGUUGGUGGUUUGGACCCUGAUUGCCCGGAAGAAAAAGUGAGAGAAUAUUUUGGAACCUUUGGAGAGAUUGAAUCUAUUGAACUCCCUAUGGACACAAAGACCAACAAGAGAAGAGGAUUCUGUUUUAUCACAUUCAAAGAGGAUAAUCCAGUGAAGACAAUAAUGGAAAAGAAAUUCCAUGAUGUUGGAACAAGCAAGGUUGAAAUCAAAUUGGCCCAACCUAAAGAAGUAUACCAACAGCAGCAAUGGGGAGGUCGAGGUGGUUUCACUGGAAGAGGAAGAGGUAGAGGAGGACAAAGCCAGACGUGGAGUCAAAGCUACAACAGUAACUAUUGGAACCCAAGUUAUGGAAAUUAUAACUAUGGCUAUAACCAGAAUUAUGGUGGAUAUAGUGGCUAUGACUACCCAGCAUACAACUAUGGCUAUUAUGGUUAUGGACAGGGAUAUGGUGAUUAUAACAGUGGCAGCAACUAUUAUAACAAGAGGGAAUGGACAUCUUUUGAAAUCCUUUAAGAAGUGAAGAAACCUGUCACAAAUUUUGUUUUGCAUUAUGGGCAGUGUUGGAUCUGGUGGACUUUUUUGCGUUUCCUUUGUAAUUUUUAAAUGCAAGUAAUAUUUGAUGACUGUGACAUUUUUUUGUAAAGGAGAAAAAGUUGUUGUGUGAAGUUUUUAAACUAAUAUAAUGUACCACCAUUUAGUUUUACUGCUGGUGAGCACAUCGUGGAUCAGUGUGGCAGAUGUAAGGGGAAAAUGUUUUUUUUGGUGUAUGAGCUCUGUGAAAUAUUUCCAUUUGUAACUCCUCCUGCGUGAUUAAAUAAAAACCUUUGUACGUGUU
Messenger RNA from Chiloscyllium plagiosum (whitespotted bambooshark), 927 nucleotides. The record is from RefSeq and is a predicted model, not a curated record. Lineage: Eukaryota; Metazoa; Chordata; Chondrichthyes; Orectolobiformes; Hemiscylliidae.